This is a messenger RNA of Moneuplotes crassus, 1503 nucleotides long. The record is from the annotation of a GenBank genome assembly. NCBI's taxonomy places the organism in Eukaryota, Ciliophora, Spirotrichea, Euplotida, Euplotidae.
AUGGAUGACAAUACAAAUGAAGCUACUGAGAUUAGUAAUGGAGAUUCAAGUCCACUAAAGCAAGUCGGGGGUAAAACCCUUCCAAUCCCAGAUAUAACAAUCUUGAAGUUGAAUUAUUGGAUAGAAGACCCUAAUGUUUAUGACCAAACUGUUCUAAAAGCGAUGAGAGGAAUGUAUGAAUUUGGGGCUGAAGAGACUAAAUCUGAAGGCAGCAAUCCUCCUAAGGAUAUACUCCUCUGAUCGGGGUACGAGAUUGAGAAAAGAGACAUACUUGAAUGUAAAAACAUAGCAGAUGCUACAGAUCCACUCAUGCAGAAAGAUCUCACACAAGAUGAUGAAUCUGAUGCAGACAUUGUUUCUUUCACAUUCAGUCCUAAUGGGGUUAAUAGUGUUUUCAUAAAAUUUAAUGAUUACUCAAGAAGUGAUGAGAAAAGUAUCUGAUGGACAAACAGGUCUCUCUGGAUAUUGAGAAAACCUGUAGACAUUUUCAAAGCAAAAGAAGGGUAUUAUAUAAUUUUGCACCAAAAACACACAUCUCCUCCUAGCCUUCAUUUUAGAUUUAGAAUGAAUCUCGCUGAAGAGUUACUAGGAAAUGCGAAUGAUUUAAAAGAAUCUGACUCCUCUAGCUCAAAAAGUAUGUGUCUCGGAGGAAUUUCAAACCAAAGUAGAGUAUCAUGGAUUGAAAAAGAAAUAUUCAAAGCUGCUUGCAUUCAUUUAGAAAUGUACUACACUCUUUUUAUUUGUUGUCCAAGAUCUGUGGUUUCUAAAUCCUCCUUGAUAUCAAGCACUCAAAAGGUUCUGCUCAUCGAUGAGUGUGAUAAUCCUGUGAGAGCCUUAAAUUUCUCUCAAUAUUUGGUUCAGAACACACCAAAUCAAGUCAUGGUGCUCCUUCUUGUUACAAAGAGUAGCCAAAAUUCAAAAAAGAGGAGGAAGAAGCAUACAGAUAGUGAAUCUGAGAAAAGGCUUGACUUUGAUGAAGAUUUUAAGUCUAAGUCUCUUCUAAGACUAGAAUCAUUUGCCUCCAAAAACUCUUCAAAUAUGACUCUCCUCUCUCAAGUAGAUGACAAAAAUUAUAUCCAAAGUUUUGAGGAAGGUGUAAAGAGCUUCACUGGCUCAAGCGGGUUCGAAUGUGCGAUUGAUCUUAGGAUAAAAUCUUAUCCAUCACUUCUUGAAUCAAUGAAUCGAACUAAGAAAGCAUCAAUAAGCGAUAUUUUAUUUGAGAAUAUGGGGUUUAACUCUUCAUUCAUAUGCUCUCUUGACGAAGAAUAUGAAAUUGAUCCCAAUUUGGUUCUUCUUUGCAGUAAGAAAUGAGUAAAUCUAUGAUUCAAGAACUUCACUACUUUCCUUUGAAAUACAAAAUACGACCUAGAAAUAACUAGCUUCUUAACUCAAAUAAUCAGAUCUGAGAAAGAAAACCUUCUUAACAAAGAAUUGAACGACAAGCUUGACAUUGAACAUGAUAGGAUGGAUGAACUUCAUGAGGCUAGAUCGUAUUACAAAUAA